CAGACUCAAAUCAAUGUAGCUUAUUACAAUUUAACUUUACAAAUAGAAUGAUGGAAAUUCGGUACUUGGAAUACUACAUAAUUAGUAUUUGACUAGCCAUUUAAGAAAUUAACCUACAUACUUUAGAUUCUGAUUUCACUUUUACUGCAACAUAGUGUAACACAAUCAUAUUUCCUUUAAACGUAACAUCAAAGUAUGGGUAAUAUUUUAAUUCAAAAGGUAAUACCUACUUGCUAGUGAUUUUUUUUCUGUGCUUAUCGAACAUAAAAAUACGGUCCAAAUUUGUAUAUCAUUUUAUUGUUACUUUAGUUUUAACUAAUUAGCUUAAUUUUUGCUGACAAUUUAUUAUUGAUCACAUAAAUACAGAAUUUCACCGCAAAAAAUUAAUUACUUUGUGAGAUUCUUUGUGAAUAGCAAGAAACAAGCUCCCGAUUGUGCAAAAUGUCGGAUUCUGAGUACGCAUCCAGCAUUGAAGACGUGGCCCCAUUAGAGGUGGUGCCACCACCGCGCUCGAGCAAGAGCAAGUCCAAAACCAGCGCGUCGACCUCAACCGCUUCUACGCCUGCGCCUAAGCCGAGGAAGCGAAAGCCUGCCGCCCAUUCCGUUGCGAACGUUGAAGCCCUAACUAGACCAAAGAAAACGAAGAGUUUGUUUUCAAUCAUUAAUAAGGACGAGCGGGCAAGUGCGAAGGAGACAACUCGUAGCAUCGCAUCGAGCUUUACAUCGCGGGUGUCUUCGGGCCAGUGUCGUCGGACUGCAGUCACCAGCGGCGAGUUCUACAUAGAUUUGAAAGUCUACAACACCGACGAUGUUAAGAACGUUCCACCCGAGGAGCGUUACAAGAAAGCGCUUGCAGCGGUAAAACUCCAAUGCGGUGAACAAUCCCAGGAGUGGGAGGCUCUACAAAGGUUUAUAAGUAGCGCUUACGUAAUUUUUGAAGAGUGCGAACCGACUUAUUACAGUAAUAAAAUAAACAUUAAAUAAUUUUUACUUGUAAAUAAACAUACUUAUUACACAGUUUUAAUAUUAUUUUUUACAUUCGAAUUAUUCAACAUUAUUUCUAGUAGGUAGGUAUAGAGACUUUAUUGUUUAUUAACUAAUUCUUGGUUCUAAAAUGCCUUUCUGUACUAUUUGUAACGUGUCCAUAGGUUCAACCUCUUGGGUAGGACACUUGCGGAGUCGCUUGCACAAACAAAAGAACUCCACCCAACCACACAGUGAUGGUGUGGAAAUCGUAGGUUCUGCAUUUCGCUCUCGAAUCAUUUCUUACCGAUUAGUUGCAAGUGAACUUGACCAAACUUCUAUAGAUAUUUUCUUUAAUUCUAUUCAUAACAAAAUAAAAUCACUUUUAGAUGAUGCUUUAAGAGUACAUACUUGCAUCAAAGUGAAUUUUGAAUUAUUUAGCAUUUUCCUGUUAUUCAAAAAUAAUAUGCAGGAAAUGAAAUCUUUUGUUACAAAGAAUUUUAUACUUUACCACAACUAUGAUUUUGAUAGUUUAUUUUCUAAACUAGUGAGUAUAUUGAAAAAGAAAAUGGAAGAGUUUGAGGAAAGCGAUAGUGGUUGGGCUUUUUUAAGUAAUUCACAUUUAGAAAUAAAUGUCAAUAAGUACCAACCAUUAGGUGGGUCAUCUUAUUUAAAAUUACCUAAAUUUAUUCAAAAUAAGAAAGCAUGUAUAAAUAUUCAAAAUAAAGACCAGUGUUGCUUUUUAUGGAGCGUAACAGCAGCUCUUUACCCUGCUCGAAAUCAUCCUGAACGAGUCUCGUCUUAUCCCAAUUUUAAAGAUGUUCUAAAUAUCAAUGGGAUAUCUUAUCCCGUCACAUUCUCAGAUAUUAGGAUUUUUGAGAAAAACAAUCCUAAGUUAAGUUUUAUCAUUUAUGGUCUAAAAAAUUCUAAAACCAUUAUUGGCCCCGUAUAUAAAUCUGAAAAUACCAAAAACAAAAAAACUAUUCAUUUGCUAAUGUUAGAAAAUGACGCGACGUCACAUUAUUGUCUUAUCAAGGACUUGUCGCGGCUUGUCAGAAAUCAAAUAACAGCUCAUCAUGGUAAAAUUUAUUUCUGUGAUACAUGCUUAGUGUUUUUUACUACUUUUGAUGAACUAGAAAAUCAUUUAUGUAGCGGGAUCGUCACUGUAUUACCUGAAAAGGGGACCGUCAUAAAAUUUAAUAAUUAUGACCGUAAACAAAAUGUUCCAUUCGUCAUUUAUGCAGAUUUUGAGACAAUUUUAGAAGUGCACAAAGACAAAUCUGAUACGCAAAAUACAAAAACGCUGCAGCACCAUAUACCCUCAGCGUUUGCGUACAAUAUAGUCUGUACUGUAAACACUAGCUAUAAUCGGUAUGUAUCAUAUCUCGGUUCUGACUGUGUUUCAAAAUUUAUAGAAUCUCUUUACCGUGAUGUUCGUGAAAUUCAUGCAAUCUUAUCUAAAAAUUUGCCUAUGAUUUUUACCGAAAAAGAUGCAUCCGAAUUUUUGCAAGCCACUCGCUGUCAUAUAUGUGAUAACUUUUUAUUUUCAGACAAAGUGCGCGAUCACUGCCACAUAACAGGAUUAUAUCGUGGUGCAGCCCACAGAUAUUGUAAUUUACAAUACAAAAUACCUAAGUUUAUUCCUGUAUUUUUCCACAACUUGGCAGGUUAUGACUGUCAUUUGUUCAUAAAACAAUUAGGUGAAAUGCCUGGAAAUAUUAAGAUUAUACCUAAAACUAAAGAAAAUUAUGUGUCAUUUACGAAAUUUGUUCCGAUUUCUGAUCAAGAAUUUAUGCAAUUGCGCUUCGUAGAUUCAUUUAAAUUUCUUGGCACUAGCUUAGAUAAAUUAGCAAAAACUAUUAAAAAAGAAGAGUUUGAUCAUUUACGCAUGCAUUUUCCAAUACCUACCCAAUUUAAUUUACUUACUCGCAAAGGUAUAUAUCCCUACGAAUACAUGGAUAACUGGGAUCGGUUUAAAGAGCGAUGUUUACCAGAAAAAAAAGAGUUUUACAGCUCCCUUACAAAUGAGCAUAUUACUGAUGAAGAUUAUGAACAUGCUCAAUCAGUUUGGUCACAAUUUAACAUCAAAAAUCUGGGUCAAUACACUAAAUUGUAUUUGAAAACAGACGUUCUCUUGU
Ostrinia nubilalis (European corn borer) is the source of this 3101-nucleotide messenger RNA. RefSeq lists its product as uncharacterized. The record is from RefSeq and is a predicted model, not a curated record. The coding region runs from base 442 to 984 and encodes 180 amino acids. NCBI's taxonomy places the organism in Eukaryota, Metazoa, Arthropoda, Insecta, Lepidoptera, Crambidae. The transcript is spliced from 3 exons.